Phalacrocorax carbo (great cormorant) is the source of this 2602-nucleotide messenger RNA. The record is from RefSeq and is a predicted model, not a curated record. NCBI's taxonomy places the organism in Eukaryota, Metazoa, Chordata, Aves, Suliformes, Phalacrocoracidae.
CCGAGCCUCCAGGGGGCGCUCUAGGGCCCGGCGGCGGAAGGAAGGGGCUUUCCGCCACACGCCCAUGGAGGCCGGCGGCUCGGGCCGCCUGAGCGCGGCGGAGCUGCUGGCGGCCCGCGGCCGCAAAGCCCCUCAGCGUCCCCGCGGGCAGAAGGACUUCAUCCCCGACGGCUCGGCCGAGCAGGCGGAGAAGCUGCGGCUGUGCCGGGAGGAGCAGUGGCAGCUGCUCUCCGAGGAGCGGGUGGAGCGGCUGGGGAAUCUGGUGAAAGCUGAGUGGAAGCCAGGACAGAGCAUCGUAGAGCUGCAGUCCCCUGCGGGGAAGUUCUGGCACACCAUGGGGUUCACACAGCGUGGCAAACAGUGCCUGCUGCCUGAGGAAGCUCUGUACCUGCUGGAGUGUGGCUCUGUUCAGCUCUUUUACAGGGAUUUGCCCUUGUCAAUCCAGGAAGCCUACGAGAUCCUGCUGUCCCAGGAGGCAAUGAGCCUACCACAUUACCAGGUGUUCAGCCACUUGAAGCAACUGGGUUAUGUUGUACUGAGAUUCGACCCCAGCACUGUCCUGUCUCCCUACGAGAGGCAACUGAACCUGCAAAGUCACUGCAAGAGCUCUGGGAAACAGCAUCGCAAAAGGAGGAGGAGUUCCAGCCCCCGGUCACAUGAGAAGAAACAUAAGGUAUCCGAGGACCUUCCAGAGACUGAAGGGACCUCUGAAAAAGCUGGAGAUGACCGUGGAGACUCUGGCUGCCUUCCCAUGGAUGAAAAACCCUUGUCAGAGCAGCCAAAGGAAUUGGAUCCUGGCAGUGGAGAAGGGGAGUCAAACCCAGUUCCUCUUGAUACAGGACAAAAGGACUCCCUGAGCCCGUCCAGGAGCUGGGCUGGAGACCACAAGGAGAGCAGCACUGGCACCCGUGCACCCCGCUGGGAUUUUACCACCAUUGUCUUGCCAAACAUGGCCCCAGACCAGCCAUGCACACAUCUGCCCUCACCUGACAACAGGCUCCUGCCGGAGAACGUGCCGGGGAGGGAGGUUGAUGCAGCCUGCUGGUGCGCACGCAUCAAUCAGAAACAGGAGAAGCUGUCACGGAAGGAAAGGGAGCAGCGAGAGAGGGAGAGCAGGUACAAGAGCAGUGUCAAUGCUGACCGGGAGGUGAGGCGCUGCUCCAACUGGCAGGAGUACAAAGCCCUUUUGGAGCAGAGGAGCCGGCAGAGGGUUUGGAGACGACCGCCGCAUCUCUGGGACCAAGCUGUCACACCGCUUUUGCGGCCAGAGGAAGCUACCUCGUCAGCUGCGCUCCUCCAGCAGAUCAGCGUGCUGCAGCCCUCCCACAUCCUGGAUGGAGCCGCCCGGCUGCAGGAGGACCCAGAGAGCAUGAAGAUAGACUUCGAUGUGUAUCAAGCAGAUGCUGUGGCCAAGUUCAAGAAGACAAACCCUGGGAAGCCGUUUGUCAGGAUGUGUGUUCGGAGCUUUGAUGAGCACAUUCCAUCCCUUCGGGCUCUGAAGCAGGUUACGUAUCAGAGUGGGGAUGUCCCAGUGGUCUUUGCGCUGGUGGAUCACGGAGAAAUUGCUUUUUAUUCGCUAAAGGAAUUCAAGCUGCCGGUUGAUGUUAAUCACUGAGGUUGCUGUCACUUGUGGAAAUGGUGUGGGACGAAGGGAAGAGCUUUACUCUGGCUUUGUUUUCUUGACUAAUGAAAUAUUACAGAAAAUAGAGCCUGUGAUAACUGGAACCUUGGGUAGUUGACCGCUUUAUUUGGUGUUACAGACUUCACCCAACCAGAUGGCUCAGGUCUAAUAGUAAAAUUUACAGCAAACAAAUGUGUAUGGCUUAGCCAGGUGACUCCGGACUGGAACACGCACUGCUUUGCCCUUGAAGCCGCUGGUUCUCCAGCUUUCUCAUCUCGUGGACCACUAGUCUGCCUUUUCCGUGCCAUCUUUGGCUGACCCAUGGACCAUUAGAAAACACUUUGGUGAUUCUUUUGUCACACAUUAAGAAGCAGUGUGCUGUACCAGGCAAAUGGUUGGAGAGUCCUUGAGGUCGUCAGGGAUGGAAUAAGCUGAUCAGAUCAGUGGUGGUGUCCUGAUCCUCUGUCCUCCAGCCACGGCAACAACCGUCAGGUCAGAUUGUGAUCUCAAAAAGGUGCAGCCAUAAAAAGGCACAGUCAUAAAACUCGCCCACCCGGGGUAAAGUUUCCAGGCACUUGAGAGCAGGAAACUGUGCCUUGAACGCUAUUUCAUCAGCAGGUGGUCACGGAAAGCCGCUGUGCGUUGCAGGUGGCGCCCCAGUCUCACGCCAUAGGGGCUGCGCUGAGGUGUGUUUUGGCCGCGCAGCAUUAUGGCCCAUGAAAGUCUGGCCACAGAUAUCAGCACGCUGCACCCGAUGGUCUCACCGGGGCUGUACUGCAGCCCCCUCUGUUUCAGCCUGGGAUCAUUUUUCUUGGCUGUGGAUCCUUGUCUUUUCUUUUGCAAGUGAGAGAUCCCUGAGUAAAAAAAGAAGCUACAGAUUCCUCAGCCUUCCAGUCCUGUGGCUGUUGUGCUCCAAACUGAGGACAUUGUUGCCUUCCAGGCCCUUGCUGUGGGAGCUUUCACCAGGAUAUCCAGGUACCA